This is a messenger RNA of Anopheles maculipalpis, 2247 nucleotides long. RefSeq names its product TBC1 domain family member 23 (gene TBC1D23). Gene Ontology annotation, cellular component: trans-Golgi network. The record is from RefSeq and is a predicted model, not a curated record. The transcript has 2 exons. NCBI's taxonomy places the organism in Eukaryota, Metazoa, Arthropoda, Insecta, Diptera, Culicidae. Gene Ontology annotation, biological process: retrograde transport, endosome to Golgi. Bases 29 to 2242 code for a protein of 737 amino acids.
CCCACUCACCCACCGUGUGCACGGCACGAUGGAGGACGGCGGUCUAUGGUUGAUCGAGCUCGAAUCAGCCCUACAGGAUGAUUGCACCGUGGACGACAUUUAUGCAAUAUGCCACGGAAAGGCACUCCCCGAAGCGCUACGGCUUGACGUGUGGCAAGUGUGUCUUGGGGUGCGCAACAAAACGGACCAGCUGGCACAGUUCAACGAAAUCUACGACUUACCCUUCCAGGCACAGUUGCGCUCAGAUUGUGAAGAAUUUGUUAGCAAGCUAGGGAACGAGGAUGAGGACAAGGUGUCGGUCGUUUGUGACCUCGAAUCGAUACUUACCUUCUACUGCAAAAACCGCAACCUGGUGUAUGAGGCAAACAAUGGGUGGGUUGAGCUGAUGCUCCCGCUGCUCUCGCUGAAGCUGAUCCGGUCCGACACGUACAACCUGUUUGAAGCGAUACGUGAUACGUACAUUCCAAAGGGCUGCACUAAAAAUGGAACUGUUUUUAACGUGUUCCGGUUGCUGCUGCUUUACCACGAUCCGGAACUGUGCACCAUACUGGACACGAAGCGCAUAACGCCCGAUUGCUAUGCAAUGGGCUGGUUCCAGACACUGUUUGCCUCGACCUGCACGCUUCCGGUCGUACUGUCGAUGUGGGAUCUGUACUUCCAACAAUCAGACCCGUUCCUGGUGUUCUUCCUUAGCCUAAUCGUGCUGAUUAACCAGCGCGAUCAGAUACUGACGAUGAAAGGCUCGUCCAAGGAGGAACUGAUCAGCUUUCUAGUCAACAUGCCCUGCAAUAUCGAGGCGGACGAUGUGCUCGAUUUCUGUUCUCUCGCUCAGUAUUACUCGGUGAAAACGCCUGCCUCUUUCAAGCGUGAUCUGCUGCAGGUGUUGUUUGGGGCGCAGCGAGGCACCAGCGGUAAACCAGAAGGAUCGGUCGUUUCGCAAGCCCUCUGUCUGCCAGUGUCGGUGAACGAACUGAUCGAGAAUGCAUCACUAAUAAAUCCACAUCCAGAAGCGGUGCGCUUCUUUCUGGUCGACUGUCGUCCAGCGGAACAGUACAAUUCGGGCCAUCUUUCGACGGCGUUCCAUCUGGACAGUAAUCUGAUGCUACAGGAACCGGAAGCAUUCCAGACGGCAGUGCAAGGAUUGCUGCGCUCGCAGCGAAAUGCGAUCGACGCCAAUUCCAAUGCGGGUGGGGAGCAUCUGUGUUUUCUGGGGUCUGGUCGGCUCGAGGAGGACCAGUACACGCACAUGGUGGUGGCAUCGUUUCUACAGAAAAAUACCAAAUACGUUUCCCUGCUGACAGGUGGAUAUGAAGCGAUACACGAGUACUUCGGUGAGAGCAUGGUUGACUGUUUGGAGGAUCACGAUCCGCUCAAAUGUUUGCUCUGCAACAAGGAACAGCUGCGGUACGGUGGGCCUAAGGGAAGCGGAAACAACAACAACAACAGCCAGAAAUCACUCCCGAGCGGUGCCAACAGUGCGAGCAGCAGCGCCACAAACAGUCUCAAGCGAGCCACCCAACGUUCCGGUAGCCAUAGCACAGCAAACGGCAACGGUGGUGGUGAUCGCAAAUCAACGAUCGAUCUGUUCAGCAAACUAUCCCUUGCGAUGAAAACCAAAUCGGCCGAAGUGAAGGAAAAGCUGAUCGAUUACAUUUCCAACCCGAACGCAACCGAGCCAGGAACGAGUCGUACCGGAAACGGUGGCGAAAAACACGUUUCACGCAACGAUCGCAAUGGCAAGCGGUACCGGAACGUGCCACCUGUGUUUAGCAUCGGCGAAGAUCACGAAGAUGACGAUGAGCUCAAUUCGGCCGCAAGCGAAUCUUCCUCGGUGGCGCGUGGUUCGAAACCCAACUCCUCCCAGAAGGCCGACCCCGGUGCGGAAGAGAUCGUUUCGAUACAGAGCUUCCUGAAGGGGCCUGAUGUGAUACGAUACUUCAAAUGCCAGGAAGUGCAUCUGAACGGGUACAUGUACGACAGUUAUCUACUGGUAACUGCGACCCACAUGAUCGUACUGCGCGAGCUAGAAACACAGCGCGAUCGGGCACGCAUUAUCGUACGCCGACUGUUGCAGAGUAUCGUGAAGAUAACGGCUAAAAAGCGCCACCGGGAUCUGAUCACGUUCAAGUACGGCUAUCCUGAGGAGGAAAAUCUGGUCAUCACGGAUAUGGAUCGGUUCCUCAUACCAAACGCGAGCGAAGUGACGGAUCUGAUCUCGCGACACAUUAUUAAGCAGACGUGAACGCG